Molecule: messenger RNA, 3432 nt
Organism: Trypanosoma brucei brucei TREU927
Lineage: Eukaryota; Euglenozoa; Kinetoplastea; Trypanosomatida; Trypanosomatidae
Product: isoleucyl-tRNA synthetase, putative
Exons: 1
Coding region: 1-3432 (1143 amino acids)
Biological process (GO): isoleucyl-tRNA aminoacylation
Molecular function (GO): isoleucine-tRNA ligase activity; tRNA binding; ATP binding
Source: RefSeq, a predicted model, not a curated record
AUGAAUCGAUGCUACUCCCUCCUUUGUUCCGUGCUGAACAGCGGUAAACGUGCCCAAACGAGUUUCCCGUCGACACGGCGUACCGUAAUUCACUCACGUGUGUUGCCAAGCGAAUCCAUAACGUCUUCCUUUUCUCCACCGGAAACCACAACAGCAUCAAAAGAUAAAUCUAGAGGGGAGGCAGCGAGUAAAACCACGAUGACUGGACCACUACAAAACUUUGGCGAUGAACUUAACUUCCCAAAAAUGGAAGAAGAGGUGCUGAAGCACUGGGAGGAUAUCGAUGCAUUCAAAGAAUGUCUUAAGCAAUCAGAAGGAAAGAAACCGUACACAUUUUACGACGGACCGCCAUUCGCGACGGGGUUGCCACAUUACGGGCACCUCUUGGCUGGCACCAUUAAGGAUAUCGUGUGUCGCUAUGCCCAUCAAACUGGCCAUCACGUCGACCGCCGGUUUGGCUGGGAUUGCCACGGGCUCCCCAUUGAGUUUGAAAUUGACAAGGAAUAUGGAAUUAAAUCUUCGCAUGAUGUGAAGAAGAUGGGCAUCGAAAACUACAACAACGCAUGCCGCGCCAUCGUGAUGCGUUUUUCGGAGGAGUGGCGUAAAACUGUGACACGCAUGGGGAGGUGGAUCGACUUUGACAACGACUACAAAACGAUGUAUCUCUCGUACAUGGAAAGUGUUUGGUGGGUGUUCAAAAGUCUCUGGGAUAAGGGUCUCGUGUACAGGGGAUUUAAGGUGAUGCCCUUCUCAACGGCUUGCACCACUCCCCUCAGUAACUUCGAGGCCAACUUGAACUACAAGGACGUCAGUGACCCUUCACUAAUGGUUACCUUCAGGACUAAAGAUGACCCGAACACAUUCCUUAUAGCUUGGACAACAACACCGUGGACACUUCCAAGCAACCUGGCGCUUUGCGUUCAUCCGGAUAUCGACUACGUUAAGGUCCUUGACAGCAAGACAAAACGUCACUACAUCUUUGGCGAACCGCGACUUGGGGAGGUUUAUCCCAAGAAGAAAGGCGAUGGCAAGAAGGGCACGGAGGCAUCCCCGUAUACUAUUGUCAGUCGUAUGAAGGGGAAGGAGCUUGUCGGGACAAAAUACGAACCGCUGUUUCCCUACUUUGAGGAGAAAUAUGGAGCCACCGCGUACCGUGUGCUGUGUGACGCGUACGUAGCGACGGACUCUGGCACGUGUGUUGUGCACCAGGCCCCCGGGUUUGGUGAGGAAGAUAAUCGCAUAUGCAUCGACAGCGGUGUUAUAACGAAGGAGGAUAUGCUUUGCCCUGUCGAUGAAAAUGGUUCUUUCACCCCAGAUGUGGUGGAUUUCCAGGGUCGUUACGUGAAGGAAGCCGACUCAGACAUUAUCAAGUACUUGGAGUCAAAGGGACUUGUCCAUAGUAAGGGAUCCAUUGUUCACAGUUACCCAUUCUGCUGGCGCAGCGAAGCACCGCUGAUCUAUAAGGCGGUUGACACGUGGUUCGUGAAAGUGGAGUCUUUGCGUGAGCAACUUCUUUCUGCGAAUGAGGAAACGGAGUGGGUACCCGACUUUGUUAAGGUUAGGCGUUUCUCCAACUGGCUUGCCGACGCCAAAGACUGGAACGUUUCCCGUAACCGCUACUGGGGUACUCCCCUUCCUAUUUGGCACAGCGAAGACUGGGAGGAGGUUGUGUGCGUUGGUAGUGUGGCUGAACUGGAAGAACUUUCCGGCACGAAGGGGAUCACCGAUAUUCACCGCCAUUUCGUUGAUCAGUUAACGAUCCCAAGUAAGCGCCCGGGUAUGCCCCCACUGCGUCGCGUGGAAGUGGUCUUUGAUUGCUGGUUCGAGUCGGGCUCCAUGCCCUAUGCGCAGAUUCACUACCCGUUCGCGGCUAAGGAUAGUUUCGUUGGGGAAAAGUUCCCUGCGGAUUUUGUGGCAGAAGGUCUCGACCAAACACGCGGCUGGUUCUACACGAUGCUUGUUCUCGGCGUUGCCCUCUUUGGGCGGGCCCCUUUCAAAAAUGUUGUUGUGAACGGACUUAUUCUUGCCGAGGACGGUAAAAAGAUGAGCAAACGACUGAAGAACUACCCCGAGCCUGGAAUCAUCAUAAAUACGCACGGUGCAGACGCUCUGCGUAUGUACAUGAUCAAUUCCCCGGUGGUGCGGGCGGAACCAUUGCGCUUCAGGGAACAGGGUGUAAAGGGCAUUGUCAGAGACGUGAUGCUACCUCUGUUUAAUGCCGCAAAGUUUUUUAUUGCGAAUGCCAACUACUGCGUGGAGUUGGGUGGAAACGUGGCGACCGAUGUUGUGAGCUCCAAUGAAAUGGACCGCUGGAUUUUGGCGUCGACGCAAACGCUUCAACAAUACGUAAAGCGUGAGAUGGAAAAGUACCAUCUAUACAAUGUCGUUCCCGGGGUCCUUCGGUUCGUUGUGGAUCUUUCCAAUUGGUACGUUCGUAUGAACCGCCGUCGUAUGAAAGACACUGUUGACUUGGAGGACCGCUCGAGGGCACUCUCGACAAUGUUGAACGUUCUUUUUGCUGUUUCCCGUAUUAUUGCCCCUAUUGCUCCGUUUGUUGCAGAAAUGUUGUACCUACGCAUCAAACCACUGCUUCCACAGGAGCAGCAGCUUAAAUCGGUGCACUUUCACAUGUUCCCGGAGGACGACAUAUCGAAGCAUGACGAAGUGUUAGAGCGUGCUAUGACUCGUAUGGUCACCAUUGUCGAGCUUGCUCGUGUUCUUCGAGAUCGCAUGGUUAUUCCUAUGAAGCGACCGGUGCGUCAAGUUGUCGUUGUUCAUCCUGACGAGGCGUACCUUGAUGACGUUCGGAAAGUGGUUACGUACAUCAAGGAGGAGGUGAGUGCCUUUGAGGUUGUUCUUUCCUCCAGUGAUGAAUACGUCACAACCCAACUGGAUGCGAGCAUGGAAAACUUGGGUAAACUCUACCGCAACGAGGCACCACAAAUCCGCAAGGCGAUUCAGGCAUUGGGACCAGCAGCGGUUACUGAGUUUCUCAAAACUGGCGAAGUGGAGGUGCUCGGCAAGAAGAUAUCGCGUGACGAUGUGAAGGUGAUCCGUAAAGUAAAGGAUGGCAUAACUGACUUUGAGAGCAACACUGACAAUGAUGUGGUCGUUCUCUUGGACAAGCGAGAUGACCAAACGUUGGUGGACUCAUGGCGCGCGCGGGAGUUCGUUAACCGAGUGCAGCAGCUCCGCAAGAAGGCCAAACUCAUCGUCAAAGACAUUAUUGAGGUCUACUUCGAGACGGAGGAUCCGGAACUGACUACCUCGAUCCUCAACUGCUCUGAGCAGGUUAACAAAACUAUCCGGGGGAAAUGGGAAACAAUGGACAAGCUCCCUAAAGGGGCUAAGCUAAUUGCGGAGGAAGACAACUCGAUAUCGGGAGUUGGAAUAAGAAUUGUUUUCACACAACCGUCGGCUGGUGAAUCGUAA